Molecule: messenger RNA, 2001 nt
Organism: Exophiala aquamarina CBS 119918
Lineage: Eukaryota; Fungi; Ascomycota; Eurotiomycetes; Chaetothyriales; Herpotrichiellaceae
Exons: 2
Coding region: 1-2001 (666 amino acids)
Source: RefSeq, a predicted model, not a curated record
AUGAUGGUAGGGCAGAAGCCUCCUCUCCCCCCUAGAAGGCAGCCAAACACCUCUGCAGGCGAGCCACAGUCUGCAGUCUCGGUUGGGCAAAGCACUCAAUAUCUUUCCCCAGCAGGUCCCUCAUCUCCUAGCAUCCGCCCAGCAGACAAACAGAACAGCCCUUAUUCAGGUGGCCUACAUGAUCCUCGAGCCUCAUCCACACAGUCUCUCCGCCCAAUUGAAUCUGCUACAAGCACUGGCCGACGUACGCUGCUUAUCAUCUAUAUCCAUGGGUUCCUUGGGGACGAAACCAGCUUUCAAAGUUUUCCUGCUCACGUCCAUUCUUUGAUAACCGCAUCCUUGGCGGAGACCCAUGUUGUCUACACCAAGAUCUAUCCUCGAUAUAAAUCUCGGAAGAAUGUCUCGUUUGCCAAAGACGACUUCAGCAACUGGCUCGCACCACACGAAUCCGAAACGACUGAUGUAAUUUUAGUUGGACACAGCCUCGGUGGCAUACUUGCGGCUGAAGUUGUUCUGAUCCCAUCGCACAGACCCGGAAGCAAUGAAUUCUUCCAGCACCGCUUCCUGGGCCUGAUUGCUUUUGAUGUGCCCUUUCUUGGAAUGCAUCCAGGUGUCGUUGGCACGGGUAUUGCCAGUUUAUUCCGGGCCCCUCCUGAGCUUCCCGAAAGCCCACGACCGACUGAGGCCCCCUUUGCAGGACCAUUCUCUCCUUUAGAUCCUAACUUCAACCCGACAUAUUCAAAUGAUGUACAUCUGGCUAAUCGACAGGGGAAACUUCAACGAGCCUGGUACUUUUGGAAUAAGCAUGCCGGCGAGUUGAUGAAAGCCACAGGCCAAUAUGUUUCGUCACACGUUGAGUUUGGUGGAGUUCUAGCUGACUAUCCUGGACUGAGAAGACGAUACAACGAGAUUCGUGCCUUGGAAGAUGUGGACGAGCUAUUGCGACCCAGAGCUCCUAAUGGUCGCUUGAUGAGACGUGUCAGGUUUGUCAACUAUUACUCCGCAAGCAGUGGAAGAAUCAAAGAGCGGUCACCAUCCCCACCACGGCCAGGCUCGCUCUUGGAACCACCCAGUAGUACGACCGAGAUGGAAACCAUGACCAGACGCUCUUCUGAAGACGGCACAGAUCGUAGCCUUACCGUUCCACCAUCACCCAGUCCACGACUCUCCCUCGAAGAGCAUCGAGACGGCGAAGUCAUAACCAAAGAAAUUGCUGAGCUCAACAUCGACCUGGAUCCUCCAGCCCACGAAGUAACACCGGUAUCUACAGUAUCUACAACCUCUAGCGCAUUUCCCGGUGACAGUGUAGAUACCUCAACCCUCAUUCCAAUGCCAUCACAGUCAACACUAUCUGUAACGUCGUCCGAGUCAAUACAGCGAUUAGGCCAAUCGAACGAGGAUGGCCUGCCACCGUUACCGCCGUUGCCAGUGCCCCCUCCUAGCUUCGAUCCGUCGCCUUAUAAUGACGAGGAUGCCAUGAAACUCGCUCGAAAGGAGCACGAGCGUGAGAUAAAAGCGUACGAGAGGGCCAUGAAGGAUAGGGCUAAGUCGGUCAAAGACCGGGAGAAGUUCAUUCAAAAACGACAACGAGAUGCCGCGAAGAGGGAAGAAAAGGAAGCCAACCAAAUCAAGCAAGAUGAGCUCCGAACCCAGAAGGAGCAACUGAAAAGAUCAUCCACUCUUAACCCAGAAGAGUAUGACAAAUACUUGAAGCAGCAGACCGAUCUGGAGCAGUCCGGCUCACAGAUUCCCAGGAAGCAGAAAGAUCGCAAAUUCUGUGCGCUUCCUGGCAAGGACUCAAGCACUGGAAAGAGGGAUCCAACUUGGAUCAGAGUGUACAUGGAAGGAGUGGAUGAAGUGGUCGCACAUACGUCCAUGUUCAAGACGAAUGAGACUUAUGUCAAAAUGGUGGGAGAUACUGCUGAAAGAAUAGAAAGGUGGGUGGCCGACGAUGCGACGAAACGGUUAUUGCUGGCAGAGCUGCGGCAGGCACCGCAAUGA